Daucus carota subsp. sativus is the source of this 995-nucleotide messenger RNA. RefSeq lists its product as uncharacterized. The coding region runs from base 1 to 981 and encodes 326 amino acids. Lineage: Eukaryota; Viridiplantae; Streptophyta; Magnoliopsida; Apiales; Apiaceae. The transcript has 7 exons. The record is from RefSeq and is a predicted model, not a curated record.
AUGUCUUCACGCUAUGCAGUUCUUGCAAACCUCAAAACAGGAGUUGAUAACUACAAGAUAAAAGUUCGAGUCAUACGCAAAUGGAGAGGAGCGACGAAAACUGGAGAAGAAUUCAAAAACUUCAACAUCCUGCUGCUAGACAACAAGAUGUUGUCGGUGUUAUUAAGGAUCAUAAGAUUCUUCUUGAACAGAUUACAAAUAGGCAUGGAAUUCAAUAGGAACAAGCUAAGUUUGUUAUAUCUGAUGGAAGAUGCUCCAAAUGUCACACAUGUUGCACCAACAACAUUCUACUUAAAUCUUAACCAUCACAGUGUCAACCAGCUGAGGAGGAUGUUAGCUAUACCUGAUUUCUCAAAGAAAGUAAUGGCAAUGGAGAAGAAGAAGAAAGCUGAGCUGCUUACUGUUGAAGCCAUAAAAUCAUUGGACAAAGAUUCUGUUGAGGCAGAAGUUCUGGCACAUGUAACCAUCAUGCACGUCGACGACCAACAGAAAUGGUUUUUCAAAAUUUGCACAUCAUGCGAUUUUGAAGUCGAUUUUGUCAAUGAAUUCUACAGUUGCGCAAGAUGCCAAAGAAUUGUACCCUAUCCAGAAAUAAGAUUUAGAUUGGUUGUCAUUGCUUUGGAUGCUACCGGUUCUCUUCAAAUCUUAUUGGAAGACAGAGAGGUUAGAAGUUUGCUUGGGAAAAGAGCAAGGCAGUUAAUUCCACAGGAAGCAACUGAAGAGUACUUCCCAGAAAGUUUCAAAAUGCUUGCAACACAAACAUUUACAAUCAAAAUGGAGAUCCAUGCAGCAAAUGUUUUGAAACAAUCAAAUCUCUACUGGGCUACAAAUAUAUGCCAUGGAUUCAAGUUGGAGGAGAUGGACACAGAAAUGGAACAACAACCAGAAAGCCAAAGCAUCAACACACAAGCCACUACAUCAACAGCACAUCUACCAGGAAUGUCUGACCUGAACUGCAAUUCAUCAGCAGUAACCAAUUAGGCUUCAAGCUUAAU